Molecule: messenger RNA, 1236 nt
Organism: Sphenostylis stenocarpa
Lineage: Eukaryota; Viridiplantae; Streptophyta; Magnoliopsida; Fabales; Fabaceae
Source: the annotation of a GenBank genome assembly
AUGGAGGGUGGGAACGGAAACCGUGGCUCCUCUUUCUCCCAAUCACGUCACAGUCGUGGUCGUGGUCGUGGUCGUGGUCGUGGUCACAGAUUUCGUUCAAAUCAAUCCAAAGUUUCAAGCUUUGAUGAAAGGGUUACUUCUUCUAGCAGUGGCAGCAGAGCUUCCACCUCUGUUCUCGGUGACAAGCAAGAAGAGGAUGCACAACCAUCAUCCAAUUUUGUUGGAACAUGUCCUUACAUGUGCCCAGGUGAGAUCCUUGAAAGGACCCAACGUGAAAAUAUGCGAGAUUUGGCAGUUUUUGAGAGGCUAAAUGGAAAUCCUAGAAAAUCAUCUCCAGCUCUUGCUAUCAAGAAGUUUUGCAGAACUAUAUCCACCAAAUAUGUUCAAGCAUCAGAUUUACGGCCUAUUGCUGUUUUGGAAAAUACUUUAAAUUACCUUUUGAGUUUGCUGGAAUCUAAAGAGCACUCAUUUGAAGAAGUUCAUGACUUCAUCUUUGAUAGGACAAGGUCCAUACGUCAAGAUAUUACUAUGCAAAAUAUUGUGGACAACAAAGCAAUUUACAUGUAUGAGGGAAUGGUCAAAUUCCAUGUCGUAUCACAUUACAAACUUUGGUGUUCUAUAUCUGAUCCAAACACUGCAUCAAUGCAUCAUCUCAACUUGGAACAGCUCACGAAGACAUUGACAUCUCUGUUCAAUCUGUAUGAGGCAAAUCGAAAUUCAAAUUAUGUGCACGAGAAUGAAGCUGAAUUCCAUUCGUUAUAUGUGCUGCUUCAUCUUGGUUCUUACAGUCAACCGAUGGGGGAGCCACUUUCUUUGUGGUUUAGACGUGUAUCAACUCCAGUACUGAAGUCAAAAGAAAUGUGCUUUGCUAGAAGAAUCUUACGAUCAUCCCAACUUGGUAAUUAUAAGGAUUUCUUCAGAACUGCAGCAGCUCAGGCAUCAUAUCUGCAGUUCUGCAUUAUGAUGCCUUUUAUCAAUGAAGUUCGUGCGCUGGCUUUAUCUUGUAUAAAUUUUGGUGGAUACAAACUUCAUCCAUAUCCUCUGUUGGACCUCUCAAAAUAUCUGAUGAUAAAGGAAUCAGAUUUGGAAUCUUUUUGCCAUUCUUGUGGUCUCGAAAUUUGUACAGAUGAAUCUGGAAAUAAGUUACUUCCCACUAAGCAAACUACAUUCAGGCAUCCUAAAGGGGAGUUCCAAAGCUAUAGUUUCGUGGGCUUGCAAGAAUAUGAAAAGUUAUAG